Molecule: messenger RNA, 1153 nt
Organism: Chlamydomonas reinhardtii
Lineage: Eukaryota; Viridiplantae; Chlorophyta; Chlorophyceae; Chlamydomonadales; Chlamydomonadaceae
Exons: 2
Coding region: 118-864 (248 amino acids)
Source: RefSeq, a predicted model, not a curated record
GUAUACAUCAGGCAUUUGCCUUCGAUACAAACAUACUAGCGACUGCCGAUACUCAAAUUUCGCGACAACAAGACGGUAAUACGUUUACCUUGUGGAAUUGGUAGGACUCCUGCCGUAAUGAUGUCGCUAGCAUCAAUCAGCUCAAUACCAGUGCGAUGGCUGACCGCGUGUGCUGUGGGCGCGUCAUCAGCACCUGGCAUUGUGUUUGAGCUGGGCGCAAGCACCGCUGGCGCCGCGAGCUGCAGCUAUCGGACCUACGGAUCACAAGCACCGGGCGAGGAGCAGCCGGCAGGGUCGGGGCGCAGCUUCCGCCGGCGGCCCUCUCGCUACGGCUCCAAGCUGGCGUUGCGCGACCCGGAGCGCUUCCAGCGCAUGCGCACCAUCCUGGGCUACCCAGGCCCGGAGGACGCCGACGCGUCCACCGCCUCCAGCACAGCCUCGCGCUCGCCAUCCUCGUCCUCCCCCACACCGUCUAAGCAGCAACAGCAACAGCCGCCAGUUGACUACGUCACCAUCAGCCUGCUGCAGACCAUGAAGCACCUGUUCCAAUACCGCGAGGUGCCGGACGCGCCUCAGGACGGCCGUCCGGACGCGGUGGAGGCGCGGCGCGCGGCGGCGCGGCAAGCCGACAACAACUACAUGCUGGAGGGCAUGGCCGCCUACAAGGUGACCAGCCUAAAUAGGCAGCUAGCGCCGCUGCUCGAGCGCACCGAGGCCUUCCUGCGCAGCGCGGAGGCGGAGGCAGCGCCGGCGGCGGCGGGUGCGGGGGCAGGGGCAGGGGCGGGCUCGGCGGGGAGAGGUGGCGCAGGCGCAGGUGUGGGCGCGGGUGUGGCGGCGGCGGGCGGGCGGAAGGCGUCGGCGUAGGUAGGCGGUGUGUGGCGGGAGGUGGGAGGCUGAGUGCCGUGAGGUGGCAGGCAGGGUGCCUGCAUGGUCUGUGGCAGCUGGUGCAGAGUGCUGAAGUGCUGGCUGCGGGGUGCAGGCUGGUGCAUGACUACCGGGUGCGGCCCGGCGCGGUGCGCAAGCGUUGUAGGACGCCCAGUGUGUGUGGGGGGGCUGGUGUGUCGUCAUACUGUGGGCCAUGGCCUUCGCGUAUCAUCUGGACCAAUGGCGAACCGUGACUGUGCACACCGGCGUCCUGUAAACAGGCCUGGAA